This is a messenger RNA of Epinephelus fuscoguttatus (brown-marbled grouper), 2180 nucleotides long. Its product is annotated as transient receptor potential cation channel subfamily M member 1-like. Gene Ontology annotation, biological process: calcium ion transport into cytosol. The record is from RefSeq and is a predicted model, not a curated record. Bases 71 to 2179 code for a protein of 702 amino acids. Gene Ontology annotation, cellular component: membrane. The transcript has 14 exons. Lineage: Eukaryota; Metazoa; Chordata; Actinopteri; Perciformes; Serranidae. Gene Ontology annotation, molecular function: calcium channel activity.
AACUGGUUUAACAGUUACAAUACAUGGCUUCAAGUCUUUUUUUUUUCUCAUGUAGAUCACAGUUUUUCGAAUGGGUUCAGAGGGACAACAAGAUAUUGAAAUGGCCAUUCUUACUGCCUUGUUAAAAGGCACGAAUGCUUCAGCAGCUGACCAGCUCAGUUUGGCUCUGGCCUGGAACAGAGUGGAUAUUGCUCGCAAUCACAUCUUUGUUUAUGGACACAAUUUACCACCCGCCGGCGCCAUUGCCAGCACUACGACCGCUGCAGCCCCAGCACAGGAGAAGCAAAAGAGCCCUGCCACCGCCCCUCGCAACAAAACCCGUGCAAAAAAGGGGAAAGGGAAGGGAAAGGCAAAGCCUGAACCUCCAGAGGAAACAGACCCGAGGAAGUUGGAGUUGAUUCGUUGGGUGAACUCUCUGGAGCAGGCUAUGAUGGAUGCGCUGGUGUUGGACAGGGUGGACUUUGUGAAACUGCUCCUUGAGAACGGGGUGAAUAUUCACCACUUCCUCACCAUUCCCAGACUGGAGGAGUUAUACAACACGAAACUCGGCCCUACUAAUUCACUGAAUGCUGUGGUUAGGGACGUCAAAAAGGGAAACCUUCCUCCAGAUUAUCAGAUCACUUUAAUUGAUAUUGGUCUGGUGCUGGAGUGCUUCAUGGGUGGAGCUUACAGGAGCAAUUACACCAGGAAGGCUUUCCGCAACCUCUACAAUAAUUUGUACGGACUAAAAAGGCCGAAAGCCCUGAAGCUUCUAGGAAUGGAGGAUGAUGAACCGAGGCCAAAAGGCAAGAAGAAGCCAAAAAAGAAGAAAGAGGAAGAGGUGGAAAUUGAUGUGGAUGACCCCGAGGUGUGCCGGUUCAAGUACCCCUUCCAUGAGCUGAUGCUGUGGGCGGUGUUGAUGAAGCGCCAGAAGAUGGCGCUGUUCCUCUGGCAGCGGGGAGAAGAAGCCAUGGCGAAAGCCCUGGUGGCCUGUAAACUGUAUAAAGCCAUGGCCCAUGAGUGCUCUGAGAGUGAACUGGUGGAUGACAUCUCCCAAGACCUGGAGAACAACUCCAAAGAAUUUGGCCAGCUGGCCUACGAGCUGUUGGACCAGUCUUACAAGCAUGACGAACAGGUGGCCAUGAAACUCCUAACAUAUGAGCUGGUCAACUGGAGUAACUCCACCUGUCUGAAGCUGGCUGUGGCUGCUAAGCAACGUGAUUUCAUUGCCCACACCUGUAGCCAGAUGUUGCUCACAGACAUGUGGAUGGGGAGCUUAAGGAUCGGCAAAAAUCCCGGCCUCAAGGUUAUUCUGGGAAUCAUCUUCCCUCCUCUGAUCCUACUGUUGGAUUUCCGUCUCGGAGAUGAUGCAUCCUAUCAUGCACCUGAGGGGAAAAAAGAGGGAAAAGAAAAGGAUGACGACACAAAAUCCAGCAAGGACGCUAAAGAUGACACCACAUCCCGAAAGGGGGAUGAAGAGGAGGGCAGCACUAAUGUCCGAAAAAUCCCCAUUGGCAGAAGGUUCUUUGAGUUCUAUGAUGCGCCGUUCACCAAAUUCUGGUUCAACACUAUUUGCUAUCUGGGCUAUUUGAUGUUGUACAACUACAUAAUCCUGGUGAAAAUGGAGCGAUGGCCAUCUAUACAAGAGUGGACUGUCAUUGCAUACAUCCUCACACUUGGCUCUGAAAAAGUCAGACAGAUUCUGAUGUCAGAGCCUGGAAAGCUGAAACAGAAGAUAAGUGUGUGGCUGGAGGAGUACUGGAACAUCACAGACCUGGCUGCCAUUUGUACGUUCCUUCUUGGGCUCAUGCUACGGCUGCAGCAUGAACCUUACAUGGGCUACGGCAGAGUCAUCUACUGCAUUGACAUCAUCUUCUGGUACAUUCGCGUAUUGGACAUCUUUGGUGUCAACAAAUACCUGGGACCCUAUGUGAUGAUGAUAGGGAAGAUGAUGAUAGAUAUGAUGUACUUUGUGGUGAUCAUGCUGGUGGUGCUUAUGAGCUUCGGGGUGGCUCGGCAAGCCAUCCUUCACCCUGAUGAGGAGCCGACAUGGCGCCUGGCCAGAAACAUUUUCUACAUGCCCUACUGGAUGAUCUAUGGAGAGGUUUUUGCAGACUCGAUAGACCGUAAGACUAGAAUUCAUAGUAAGAUUCUGUUUCCUGAUUCUGGGCAGAUGAUCAGUGUUACAUUAAUUCUGUGAU